This is a messenger RNA of Aspergillus caelatus, 1179 nucleotides long. RefSeq lists its product as uncharacterized. Gene Ontology annotation, cellular component: membrane. The coding region runs from base 106 to 672 and encodes 188 amino acids. The transcript is spliced from 3 exons. The record is from RefSeq and is a predicted model, not a curated record. NCBI's taxonomy places the organism in Eukaryota, Fungi, Ascomycota, Eurotiomycetes, Eurotiales, Aspergillaceae. Gene Ontology annotation, biological process: mitochondrial respiratory chain complex I assembly.
AUUCACGUCAAGGUGGAUGACGCUGCUUCAGUUUCCCCAUUUUUAUUUUAUUUGAUUUUCUUACCAUUCAUAGCCGCCUGAUUUCUCUUCUCGAUCGGCCUCGAAAUGAGUCCGGUAAAUAGUCUGUGGUUCAAGUGGAAGAGCCUUCGAUUGCCGUGGCGAAAAUCCUUCCUCGUCGGGACGGAUCUCUCCGGAAACACAUUCUGGGAAUUUAAAGAUGCCUUGAAUGCUGCGCGAUACCGACGGAUUGUCAAGUUCAAUCCUAAAACCCAUUAUGCGGAUGUCCAAGUGAGCCCACAAUGGCACCAAUGGCUCCGCUACGUCCGAGCCGAACCCCCCUCCGUCCAAGAGCAACAACAAGACGUUCUCCGCCAGAUUCAAAUUAAGCAACUGGCCCGACUGGCCGAUGAGCGCUGGGCCAGCAAGCCCUCCUACCUCGACAUGCCACAGACCAAACAACCAGCACCAGCAACCCAAACAACAGAUGCGACCAUGAAUGCAUCCACGGAGGGCAACAAUACACAUGGAAAUAUUGCCCCUACACCCGAACCCAAAGAAACGGACCACGUCGAGACACCAGUCACUAAAAAGGACCCCUGGGCUGCAGCCCGAGGAGCUCCUAGCCAGGACUGGCAGCCGCAAUCCUGGACACCGAAGCCGUCUCAGAGAUGAGGUUCAAUGACGGGAUAGAAAUUAGGAAAUGUCGAUCUUUAUCUCGUCGGUAGAUUACACGCGCCGUUUGAAGGAUUCCGUUCGAACUGUCGCGAUUGGCCGCUGUCAAUUCGAUGUCUGGUUACUUUGUGGCUUGUGACGGCUCGGGAAUUAUCUGAUAGCUUUGGUUUCAAAGCUGUAUUGCGCUUUCCUCCCGUCGGAGAAGAUCUAGGGGCGCGACUUGGCUAUAUCGUCUGGUGAUUUGAGGGAAAGGAUGGGCUCAGGGCCAUUCUUGGUUCAUGACAUGCUGAUCUUGUCCGAGUGGCUUGAUACUUCAUGUUAAAUACUGGAGUUAGAACUGGAUAUUUGUACUUUAGAUAUGUAUUUUAUGAGAUCUAAUGGCCCUCGUUUUGAGUGGGGUUGGAACUGUGUAUACUAGUUAUGCGAUCUAAAGGGCUCUUCUUAUAUAUUGGUGUGCAUCAUGACGUUCGUGACUCACAUGAUAUUUGAUCCAAUAUGAUAUAUAUU